Messenger RNA from Galeopterus variegatus (Sunda flying lemur), 1263 nucleotides. It is a transcript of the gene GPR174, whose product is annotated as G protein-coupled receptor 174. Bases 10 to 1032 code for a protein of 340 amino acids. Gene Ontology annotation, molecular function: G protein-coupled receptor activity. The transcript has a single exon. The record is from RefSeq and is a predicted model, not a curated record. Gene Ontology annotation, biological process: positive regulation of Rho protein signal transduction; phospholipase C-activating G protein-coupled receptor signaling pathway. Gene Ontology annotation, cellular component: membrane. Lineage: Eukaryota; Metazoa; Chordata; Mammalia; Dermoptera; Cynocephalidae.
UAAGCAAACAUGUUUUCUCUAGAAAGAAUCAUGCCUGCUAAUGACACGUGUACUGCACUAGAUGCAGACAACACAGAUUUUCGGUACUUUAUCUAUGCAGUGACAUACACUGUCAUUCUUGUGCCAGGUCUCAUAGGGAACAUAUUAGCCUUGUGGGUAUUUUAUGGUUAUAUGAAAGAAACCAAAAGAGCUGUGAUAUUUAUGAUAAACUUAGCCAUUGCUGAUUUACUUCAAGUUCUUUCCCUGCCACUGAGGAUCUUUUACUAUUUGAAUCAUGACUGGCCAUUUGGUCCUGGCCUCUGCAUGUUCUGUUUCUACUUGAAGUAUGUAAACAUGUAUGCAAGCAUCUAUUUCUUGGUCUGCAUCAGUGUGCGACGAUUUUGGUUUCUCAUGUACCCCUUUCGCUUCCAUGACUACAAACAGAAAUAUGACUUGUACAUCAGCAUUGCUGGCUGGCUGAUCAUCUGCCUUGCCUGUCUACUCUUCCCUCUCCUCAGAACCAGUGACGACACCCCAAGCAACAGAACCAAAUGCUUUGUGGAUCUUCCUACCAGGAAUGUCAAUCUGGUCCAGUCAGUUGCCAUGAUGACCAUUGGCGAGUUGAUUGGGUUUGUUACUCCUCUUCUGGUUGUCCUAUACUGUACCUGGAAGACAGUUUUAUCACUGCAAGAUAAAUAUCCUGUAGCCCAAGAUCUUGGAGAGAAAAAGAAAGCCUUGAAGAUGAUUCUAACCUGUGCAGGGGUAUUCCUGAUUUGCUUUGCACCUUAUCACUUCAGUUUUCCUUUAGAUUUCUUGGUCAAGUCCAAUGAAAUUAAAAGCUGCCUAGCCAGAAGGGUAAUUCUAAUAUUUCAUUCUGUGGCCCUGUGUCUUGCUAGUCUGAAUUCCUGCCUUGACCCAGUCAUAUACUAUUUCACCACUAAUGAGUUCAGAAGACGGCUUUCAAGACAAGAUUUCCAGGAUAGCAUCCAACUCCAUACAAAGUCCUUUGUGAGCAGCCAUACAACUUCUACCAUGGCAACUGAAUUAUGCUAAAUAAUUUUUUAAAAAGUUAAUGUGGCCUGAAAUGCAAGUACAACAGAACACAUUUGCAAUACCCCAAGCCACAGGGAAGUACUCACAAGAAGCACCCACAGCUUUUCAGUUAUACUUUAUCUCAUACUUUAUCUUACCUAUAUGGGGAUUUCACAUCUUCAUAAUAUGACCUGCUUGGAGCAUUAUGCUCCACCAUCACUGAUGCUGACAUGUCCAUGUAGUAAUUUCUUA